Molecule: messenger RNA, 2283 nt
Organism: Sycon ciliatum
Lineage: Eukaryota; Metazoa; Porifera; Calcarea; Leucosolenida; Sycettidae
Product: protein MFI-like
Exons: 11
Coding region: 435-1409 (324 amino acids)
Molecular function (GO): protein binding
Source: RefSeq, a predicted model, not a curated record
UAAUUAUUAGAUUUCUUGUAGCCGCUGUUCGUCACGACCGCGAACCGUUGCACCGUCAGCGUUCUCGUGUGUCUUGUUAGUUUAGUUUGUAUUGGACUAGUGUCCAUCAGGGCAAUGCCAUUGCUACUCCGAUAGGGUCAGCGCCGUGGGAUAAGCAGACGGGAAGUCAGGGUCGACCUCAUUGAUCAUUGUGAAGUAACAGCUGGCUGCAUCUUGCCUUGGACGCGCAGUAACAGUUGGCUGCAUCUUGCCUUGGACGCGCACACGGGAGAGAAAGACAUCCAGUGUCGCUGAUUAUAAACUCUUUCACUCUGAAGUUUCCCGGGAAGAGCUAGAGAAUGGCUCAACGCGAUCUGUUUGGCAAGCUUGUGGGAACUUGCGAUCAGCUGAUCUGAGCCCUGGAAAGACCACAUCAGAGGCAUCUAACCCAGUGCAUGAUCGACAUGACUGACCCAGUGAGACCUUCAGGGGAGGCCAGCUGCGGCCCCAACCCCAGCGCUCUUGCGGACUACAAUCACCAACAACUCGCUGCGCUGUGCAUCCAGAAUGCCUGGAGAGCGUACACGUACAGGCGGACGUUCGAGGUCUAUCGUAGAAUACUGUCGCACCGCGCGGCCGGUGAUCCAGCGAGGAUGCUGCGUACCAUCAACCCGAGAGAGGCGCAGCUCUUCGACAAAGCAGCUGGUGUCCACGUGAAGUUCCGUCUUGGCGGGGACACGUUUCCUCCGGCGAUCUACUACCGCAUUUACACGCACCGUCCAGUCGAGGACAUGUGUGCCAACAGUCCUAAGGACUACACCAAGUACGCAGGCAAGCAGCGCACGGCCAGGGAGCAGAAUCUCAAGCUGCCAAGCGGCGCGGCAAACGGUGGUCGCCCUGGCAGAACAAGGCCAGAUUGGCAAGACAAGGAAGGCUGGUAUCAGCGGUGGGAGAACAACGGCUGGAGGCUGGUAGCGGAUACGCCUUCCUUCAUGUCCGUAGCGGAUCCUGUCACGGCGAGCAGCAAUGCAAAGCGCAUCAUCAUACACCACGAUAAGGCUAAGAGAAGAGAGGAGGCACUGCGGCAGCGAAAAAAGAAGAAAAUCGAGUGGAUGGUCAAACUUUACCAGGAUGGAUUUGUGAAGAGAAAUGAAUGUCCAGAUGUAGCCAGCAAUCAAACUAGUGACGAUGGUGAUGGCCCUGCAGUGCCAGCAGAGAGUGAUGAGGAGUUCCUUGCCAAACUACAGCAACGUGUACUGGACAGAGGCAGUGACAGUGACAGUGACGCUGAGGACCUGCUUGUCUGGAGCGCUGGACUGGAUUUUGACGAAUAUCUAUCAGACUGGCAAUCUAUCGGCACCUCAGCACCUUCGGAUCUUCAGCGUGAGAAGGAGGUUGGUCGCCUAAGCUCGCUUCUCAUGGACAAGUGACCAGCAUGAGAAAGAAACACAACAGUUAAGCAAUAUGUUUACAAACACGCCGCAGCAUCAAGUCUUACGUGGCGUUCCUCAGCUGUCACAGUGUGUGAGUAAGCACACGCCGGGCCUUUAGACACUUGGAACAAGCCGGGGUCGGCCCUUGAGAGGGCAUGCACCCCCUUCUCCAACUCAUGUCAGCUGUUGGGCUUCUCUCCUGUCACGCAACGCUAUCGGGAAAUGAUACUGGAGCCAGACGGCAUCAUCCAGAGUGUACAUGAUAUAUACACCAAUUGCGAAAUCAUCGGAUAGGAGAGUAGCACCCAUGCGGAAAUUGAGAAUAUAGCUUACCUGCUUUCCCCUGCACUGCCAGGAGACCCUGUCUUUACUUGACUUUGAUUGAUAAGUCGUUGAUGCACUGUACUAUGAUCAGCAGCCAUAUGUAGAAAGCUGCGUAGAGAAUCAUGUGGCUCCUAUCUGCAUCAAAGCCUCAGCUGUGAGGCGAGUGUGCACUUCAGCUUUUAGGUUAAAGCACGGUAUAAACAGUCAAGCAUCACGCACAGCCUCUUGUUGCUUGAUGUACUAUUAUAAAAUACUACCAGGAAGUCACAGUUAAAUUGGACCAGUUAUCAAUCGAAAAAUAAUAGGAUCUGUGCCGCCAGAUAUGGCUCUCACAGAGGAGCCUGCUACCAGUCCAUUGACAUUCAACGUGUAUGUGACUUGAUGCUACCAUGCCGGAUAUUGCCGUGACUAUCUACACCAGUACAUGUGUAUGUGUAUGUGCAUAGCUGGACUGAUAACCCAGGGUACUAUCAUCAUUGAGAACAUUGAGUCAUACAGAGCCCAGGCAGACGUUUUCUUUUGUCAGUGUACAUAAGAGGUCCAGCAA